AUGUAUGGUUUAGACCUCCCUGGUUAUGAUUGUUUUAUACUAUUCUUUACAGGUGAAAUCUGUGCUUUUAAAAUUCAUGGGCAAGAAAUGCCCUUUGAAGCUGUUGUGUUAAACAAGACAUCUGGAGAAGGUCGUCUUCGAGCGAAGAGUCCUAUUGACUGCGAACUGCAGAAGGAAUAUACGUUCAUCAUCCAGGCUUACGAUUGUGGAUCAGGACCAAGUGGAACAAACUGGAAGAAAUCUCACAAGGCAGUGGUCCAUAUCCAGGUGAAGGACGUCAAUGAGUUUUCACCAGCUUUCAAGGAGAGUGUCUAUAAGGCCGCUGUGACGGAGGGAAAGAUCUAUGACAGCAUCCUGCAGGUAGAAGCCAUAGACGAGGACUGUUCCCCACAGUACAGCCAGAUCUGCAAUUAUGAAAUUGUCACAGCUUAUGUUCCUUUUGCCAUUGAUAGAAAUGGUAACAUCCGAAACACUGAGAAACUGAACUAUGAUAAACAGCACCAGUAUGAGAUAAUGGUAACAGCUUUUGACUGUGGACAAAAACGUGCAACAGAAGAUGUGUUAGUACGAGUUAAUGUCAAACCAGUGUGCAAACCAGGCUGGCAAGACUGGAACAAACGGAUUGAAUACAAGCCUGGUUCUGGCAGCUUACCUUUGUUUCCCAGCAUUCGUUUAGAAACUUGUGAUGGACCGGUUUCCUCCAUUCACACCACCAUUGAAUUACAGACCAAUUACAUCGGAAAGGGCUGCGAUCGUGAGACGUACUCAGAAAAAUCCCUGCAGAAGUUAUGUGGAGCUUCCUCAGGUGCCAUUGACCUGCUGCCGUCUCCCAGUGCAACAACUAACUGGACAGCUGGGCUGCUCAUGGAUAACAAUGACAUGAUUUUUAAAUUUGAUGGAAAGCAAGGAGCCAAAAUCCCGGAUGGAAUAGUCCCGAAGAAUUUAACUGAUCAGUUCACCAUCAGCCUGUGGAUGAAACAUGGACCUAGUCCAGGAUUAAGAGCUGAGAAAGAGACUAUUCUCUGCAAUUCUGACAAGACAGAGAUGAACCGACAUCACUACGCCCUGUACAUCCACAACUGCCGAUUAGUGUUCCUGCUGCGCAAAGACUUCGAUCAGGCUGACACCUUCCGUCCCGCCGAGUUCCACUGGAAACUUGAUCAG
Molecule: messenger RNA, 1164 nt
Organism: Apaloderma vittatum (bar-tailed trogon)
Lineage: Eukaryota; Metazoa; Chordata; Aves; Trogoniformes; Trogonidae
Product: calsyntenin-2-like
Exons: 6
Biological process (GO): homophilic cell-cell adhesion; positive regulation of synapse assembly; positive regulation of synaptic transmission
Cellular component (GO): postsynaptic membrane; cell surface
Molecular function (GO): amyloid-beta binding; X11-like protein binding; kinesin binding
Source: RefSeq, a predicted model, not a curated record